GUCAGCUCCAGCCCCAGCGCGUCGGCGAAGCGGACCGUCUUCCUCCGCGAGGGGCUUUGCUGCUGCAGGGCCGGGCGCAGGCUGCGAUUCCCGGGCGUGGGAAUAAGGCAUACAACCUGCAGAGUCAGCAACGGUUAUGACCUCCUCUGAACAGAAACAAAACACAAUUGAUUCCGAAAGAGUCACCACCAAUACAAGAAAUGCGGAAAUAGAACUGCGCUGCACCUAUCCGAGCGAGAGGCGGGAGAGAAAUCAAAUUUACAUUCUUUUGAACAUCAGUAAUAGUGUCAACGAACAAGAGGAAAAAUCCUUCGACUACAUUAAUGGAACAGGAUGGGAGGAUGCUGUCCAAGGCUGGAGCAAAACACCCCCCUUUGCUCAUCUGCAGUUACAAAAGAGAGCUAGAAAGACAAGACCAAGCGAGUCUGUCAGUGGGUGCCUAUAUUGCUCGGAUCUGAUGCAAGUGAUUGACAAAGGUUUGGAACAAGAUCCCAAGAUUAUAGAUCAACUGAAAUCCGAUUUCAGAUCGAGCCGAUGUGCUGCCACAGACAGUAUUCCACAAAAGCCACAAGCUCUGCUUUCCUCAAGUACAGCCAUAACAUCCCCUUCUGCAGUAGACGACAUCAAAAAAGAAAGCUAUUAUGGCAGAAUACUUUCCCUCCAGACACCCCAAGAAGAAAAGGCAAGAAUGAUCUUAAAGGAUGUUCCAUCGUCUCUAAACGAAAGGAAGUUUUAUCUCAUGAAGGAAAGCUCAGUAUUGCAAGUAGAAAAGAAAGCGGUGCCAAUCAAAGAGUUUAAUAUCCUGUCCCCAGGAAAGUUCAAGGGUAUAGAAGCCCAGAAGCAUAAGGACAUCAAGAGCAGUGACCCCUUUGCGUGUAACCAAGUAGGCUCCGAAGCUCCUGCCACGAAGCCGUCCCUUGUACUGCCACCUCUGAAGGACGCAGCCCUCAAAAACAACAACAGCCUGGAUCCUUCGCCAAAGAAAAGUAAGACAGCUUUAUCCCAGGCAAGUGAAACAACAUUCCAUGCUGUGUCGGAGACCGUGUCCGCGGCUCAGUUUGUUACAACCAAAGAGAAAAGAAUAGGUUCAAUAUUGGAUGCAGUGAAGGAACAAAUUAAAAUGCAGGAGGUCACCUCUCUUUUCCCAAGGCCUUCAAAGACUUCCUUCUUCGCGAGGAAUCUGGAUCAGUGCUACUGGCCCUGUGCUUUUUUACCUGAUAGGAAAGUUGCAACUGUGUCUAACCCGAUUGCAAUGAGAAAGAACAGACAUCCAAACAGCAUGCAUUUCCUGCAUACGAAAGGAUUGCAAGUCAGCAAAGCCAGUGAGAUCCGAGACCCUUGCACCGGAAGCAGGAGUCAGAGUGGAACAAAGCAAGGAAAUGGGUCAAAAGCCCAGGAGAUCCCACUGCUUUCUGGACUAUUCCCCUCCUUAACGGAACGAGGUUGGGGGAGAGCGACCCCUUUCGCGUGCUGUAAAAUCCCCAAAAAGCCAAGGAUAAACAAAAUAGUUCCAAGAAUAUCUCACCAGAAAAUCACAUCUAGUCUGAAAAAAAACAUGGACUGGGUGAAUCAACUGGAAAGCAAGAAACAAAAAAACCAUCGCAAAUUUCCUAAAAAAGAAACCAUUUCAAGCAAUCAAGAGAUUGGAGUCAGCAGCAUCAAACCAUACAAGAUGACAACCAAUUCUGAAAGAGAAAGGAUGAGAAAAAAUUUAAAUACUAUUCAAACAUUUCUAGGUGAAGAGAAGACCUUGCCUAUAAAGGAAUAUGAAAUCAACUCACAAGAACAGACAGGACCUAAAGCCAUGAGAUAUGAUGAGAUCAACCUGCCACAAGUAAUUCCCAGCAACUUGAGCUAUAUAUCCUUAAAUGCAUUGUUGGUCUUUAGGCAAGAUGAAUUUGGUGUAAUCAACAUACAUCUGGAGACCCCUUUCAAUAACGGAGCAACUGCUGCAAAAAGAACGAAAAGAGAAGACACCACGCCUGACGAAAUGGUAUCCCACAGACCUGCAACUAAAAAGGUCAAGCCAAAGAAUAGAAAAAAAAUUGGUAUGAAUAACGUGGUAGAAAAAUCCAAUACAAAAAUAAUGUACCACCCUUUGAUUUGUCCACAAGACUCAGGUAUUUUGUCUUUCUCUGAAAUGUGUUGGGUCUUUUCCCUGGCCUAGAAUGAUUUUGUGAAG
Messenger RNA from Anolis sagrei ordinatus, 2182 nucleotides. It is a transcript of the gene C8H16orf46, whose product is annotated as chromosome 8 C16orf46 homolog. The record is from RefSeq and is a predicted model, not a curated record. Lineage: Eukaryota; Metazoa; Chordata; Lepidosauria; Squamata; Anolidae.